ACGUACGGGGUGGUGAGGUUGUGUUGAUCAGUUCGUUGGGAGACCCGAAGCUCUUGUAAUAACAAUAUCAAGCAACCUAGUGCUAGUAAGUUUGAGUUUUCGUGGCGAUGGAUGGUCGUAGUUCCAACAAGAGACAACUGGAAGCUCAGCGAGAGGGGGAUGCCAACGCUAAGAGGCACAACGUCGCCAUGAGGUUGGAGACCCUUGACUGCUAUGUCUGCUCUGAGCCCCUCAGACCUCCGAUAUUCCAGUGUUCGUUGGGACAUUUCAUAUGCUUGUCUUGUCGAAGCGAGAUCCUGGACAAGAAGUGCCUCUUGUGCUCUGCCGUAACUUCCUUUGAGCGCUGCUUUGGGAUGGAACAUGUCGUUAUGUCAGUCACUGUUGCUUGCUCCAAUGCCAAGUAUGGAUGCGCUGAGCAGAUCAGCUACUACCAGAAGGAAGAACACGAGAAGGUGUGCCCAAACGCCCCAUGCUUCUGCCCAGAGUCUGGCUGUGGCUUCGCUGGCUCAACAAUGGCCCUCCUGGGCCAUAUGACCGGCAAGCACAAGUGCCCGUUAUCAACCUGUGAUGAUCCUAGCUUGGUGAAUGCUUAUCUCUACCUGGAACCAGGCUUACGCGUUCUGCACUGCCAUGAAGACGGACAGUUUUUUCUGUUCAGCAUGGCAUCAGAGCCUUUUGGGCAUGCCAUCUCUGUCGUCUGUGUACAACCUCGGGUGACAGAACCCAAGUUCACAUGUGAUUUGUACUACGACAGCUCGACAAAUGGUGACUCUCAGAAAUCUUAUUGCAAGAUAAGAAGCUCUUCACUGUCUGAUGGGCUGCCAAUGGGAUAUGAUCUGAUUGUGCCCAAGGGCAAGGUAUCUGAUGAAGGAGAUGGCAUCAUGCUCAGAGCCACCAUCCGUGGAAAGCGCAAGGUCUUGUAUGAUUCUGAUUCUGAUUCUGAUUCUGAUUCUGAUAAAGCACCUUCAGGUCGCAGCAAAGGGAGGGGCCCGAAAUCAGAUUAUUCUGAUGCUAAUCAUGAGCGACCCAUACCUUUGGCUGCCAGAUUGAUUCCUGAUUAUUCUGAGUCUGAAGAUGAACGACCCUUAGCUGCCAGAUUCUCCAAAAUUCGUGGUUAUGAACGCUGAAGGUUGUGGACAUACACUUUGGUUCCAGGACAUAUAUGCGAGUCUCAAGAUCUCAGACCUUCUGGUAGCACGACUGUUUUAGUGUAGUUACUUCUGUUUUGGCAUUUGAUGUACUGUCGCAGGGCCGUGUGGCUCUUGCUGAUAUAUUAGGAAAAUGCUGGGUUAGUGCUGCUGGAUGGUAUAUUGCUAACGAAUUUCUGAGCUACAUUUUGGUGAUGCGAAGGGGCCCCUCUUGUCGGAGGUUGGAUAUAUCAGCGGGAUUAGUCUUAAAAGUAAGGUCCAUGAAAAGGUGCCACUCAUGCAGAGCAUAGAGCUUCUUUCCCCUGAAUAUGGUGUUUGCCAGUCAAAUGUUUUUCUGUUUUCUUUGAGAAUACUUGAUAAUUGCACUAAGACAUGUAGGAGUAGCAGUAGUACAUUAGUUAUAUUAACUGCUUGGUGGCUGCUAUUUGAGCUGUUGCACUUUGCGUCUGUUUAUGAGGAGAUUACUUUGAGAGUGGAAGAUUAUUUCAUAUAA
Molecule: messenger RNA, 1641 nt
Organism: Hordeum vulgare subsp. vulgare (domesticated barley)
Lineage: Eukaryota; Viridiplantae; Streptophyta; Magnoliopsida; Poales; Poaceae
Product: E3 ubiquitin-protein ligase SINA-like 7
Exons: 2
Coding region: 108-1127 (339 amino acids)
Cellular component (GO): cytoplasm
Molecular function (GO): zinc ion binding; ubiquitin protein ligase activity
Source: RefSeq, a predicted model, not a curated record